AACGCAACCAAAAUAUAUCUCUUCUCAUCUCUUGAAAAAAAAAGCCAACAGAGAAAAAAAAAUACCUUGAAAAUAAAGGUAAUGAUUAAUCCAUCAGGCACAAAAAAGACUGUUUUCAGGAUUUCAGGUUCUAAUACGCCAUUUCAAAUAAACAGCAGCAAACAGGGAAUGACAAUUUCACCAGAAGAGGAUUAAGCCACAGGCUCUAAUUGGGACUGGAUUUGUACAGCCAUAUUAUCUAAUCAGGCAUCUCCAGGAAUCUGUGAGCAGUUGUUAAAACUUCCAUGUGCCAGUGAAAUAGGGACCAGAAGAAGCAGGUAUUGGUGAAAAGAGUGGUCCUUGUAGAGGCCCCAAGAUGCAGCCUGGGAUGGAACAAAAGAAAAAAGGCUUGAAGCAGAGACUGGUCUUGAAGAGCACCUUAGCUAAAGAAAUGCUCUCCGAGUUCUUGGGCACAUUUAUAAUGAUUGUCCUUGGAUGUGGCUGUGUUGCCCAAGCUGUCCUCAGUCGAGAACGUCAUGGAGGAAUCAUCACUAUCAAUAUUGGAUUUUCAUUGGCAAUAGUAAUGGCCAUUUAUGUUGCUGGAGGUGUCUCUGGUGGCCACAUCAACCCAGCUGUGACUUUUGCAAUGUGUCUUUUUGGACGGAUGAAGUGGUUCAAAUUCCCCUUUUAUGUGGGGGCCCAGCUCUUGGGAGCCUUUGUAGGGGCUGCAACCCUCUUUGGUAUUUAUUAUGAUGCAUUUCUGUCUUUUGCUGGUGGAAAACUGCUCGUCGUGGGAGAAAACGCAACAGCACACAUUUUCGCAACAUACCCAGCUCCGUAUCUGUCUCUGGUGAAUGCACUUGCAGAUCAAGUAGUGGCCACCAUGUUCCUCCUCAUUGUCAUCUUUGCCAUUUUUGACUCAAGAAACUUGGGAGUCCCCAAAGGCCUACAGCCCAUUGUCAUUGGCUUCCUGAUUGUUGUCAUUUCUUCCUCUCUGGGAAUGAACAGUGGCUGUGCCAUGAACCCAGCUCGAGACCUGAGUCCCAGACUUUUCACUGCCUUGGCAGGUUGGGGGUUUGAGGUCUUCACAGCUGGAAAUAACUUCUGGUGGAUUCCUGUAGUGGGCCCUUUUGCUGGUGCUAUCGCUGGAGGCCUCAUCUAUGUUCUUGUCAUUGAAAUCCACCACCCGGAUCCUAACCCAGACUGCGAGGAAGAACAGCCAGAGGACAAACGAGAGAAACAUGAACUUAAUGUGCUAAUGUAAUAGCACGCUCAGCUCCGGGUUUACA
Messenger RNA from Lipotes vexillifer (Yangtze River dolphin), 1268 nucleotides. It is a transcript of the gene AQP9, whose product is annotated as aquaporin 9. Gene Ontology annotation, cellular component: basolateral plasma membrane; plasma membrane. Gene Ontology annotation, molecular function: urea transmembrane transporter activity; water channel activity; glycerol channel activity. The record is from RefSeq and is a predicted model, not a curated record. NCBI's taxonomy places the organism in Eukaryota, Metazoa, Chordata, Mammalia, Artiodactyla, Lipotidae. The transcript has 6 exons. The coding region runs from base 356 to 1243 and encodes 295 amino acids. Gene Ontology annotation, biological process: glycerol transmembrane transport; water transport.